Messenger RNA from Mercenaria mercenaria, 2561 nucleotides. RefSeq lists its product as uncharacterized. The transcript has 9 exons. The record is from RefSeq and is a predicted model, not a curated record. Bases 257 to 2260 code for a protein of 667 amino acids. NCBI's taxonomy places the organism in Eukaryota, Metazoa, Mollusca, Bivalvia, Venerida, Veneridae.
AUCAGUUCAGUGUUUGCGAAUUAGCGAUGCGACAAUAUAGUUUUAUCUUCGAUUGAACUUAUUGGUAAUACAUAAAUCAAGCGGAUCUGUAGAGUGCGGAUAAUAUUUGAAGAGGCGGAUUUUCUUCUUCAGUAUUUAAAAACGGUGUACAUAAACGAUUUCAUAUGAAAUAACAAUAAAUCGUAACUCUCAUAUGCGUGUACCUUUUUGGAUAUAAGCAUAGGGAAUAAGACUCCUUGGACAAGUGAGUUAAAAUAUGGCUAAUACGUUUGAAAAAGUGUUGAAUGUGAUAUCAAAGAAACCGGACCAGCGCCAGGACUUUGAGAUACAGGGACUCCUGCCUUGGCUGAGGAAGAAAUCCAAAAUAUUUUCUACUUUAAAAACAGACUAUCUUAAGGACAUCGUGCGUAAUUGCAGCCUGGGGAAGUUCAGAAAAGAUGACAUCAUCAUAAAACAGGGAGAGAUCGGAGACUGUUUCUAUAUCAUUUUGGCGGGAAAAAUCUCGAUCUAUAUCUUAAAUAAGGACAAAGAUGGCGGCUCGGGCGGUUCCGAUGAAAAGUCAGCGAUUUCCUCCAUUGGAACACUCAACAAAGACGGUGAACUUGACCGAUCAAAGCUGGGAAACUUUGUCACAAGUCUUGGUUCCGGUUUUCCAUUCGGCGAGGUGGCGCUUGUGUCUGACGAUGCAGUCCGGACAGCUACGAUUGUUGCCGAAGAAGAAACGGACCUACUCGUGGUAGAUCGGGCGCUUUACAACCGUGCAGUAAGAGAUGUUCUCGCGGAGGAAUUUGAAGAAAAACAAAAUUUCAUCCAAACAAAUAGCCUUUUCUCUUCUUGGAUACCAAAGUACAAGAAGCAGCUAACUAUGGCGAUGUAUAAAGAAACAUUUCCCUACGACUCGGUGCUUGUUAAACAAGGUGAUACCGUUGGGAAUAUAUACUUUAUCAUCAGUGGUCAAGUGGAGAUACGAUGCGAGACCUCUCAGCACGUGCAGCAAUAUCCAAAACUUUACAAACUACUCGAGGAUGAACGGGAAAAACUGAUUAAAGAGAAGAAACAGAAACGUCAACAAGAUGCAGUAGAAAAUCUUCCGCCGUCGCAGAAGAAGAAAGAAAGUAGUCCCAAACUGCUCAAAAUGUGUUAUCUUGGUAAAAAUGAGUCACUUGGUGAGAUUGAAGUUUUGAUGGACAUGGACACCUAUAUGACCACAGCGGUUUGUACGGAAAAAACGGAAGUCCUUGUCCUAGAGAUGAAGCAUUAUGAACGGUUGUUCGUGAAGAAGCACCAAAGAACAAUAGACACCAUGAGACGAAACUUAGAGAAGAAAUUAGCCACACGAACGUCUGUGUUGAAGGAAUAUGACGCCGUGCCUUUACUUAAAUUGUUACAAAUGAAAUUAAACUUGCUACAUAAUCCCCCACCCACACAGGAAGACAAUAUGAAAAAGAAACCGGAAACGUCUGUUCAGAUUGCGGAAAAGUUGUUUUUUAAUCACCAGGGUCCUUUGCUGGAUAUGGAAGGACCCGGGAGUGUGUUUUUCAUGAUAAGGGCCAGAGAGCGGUCAAAAUUAAGGCGUCAGGCACACCAACAAGAGCGGAAUAAUACCCGUAAGGGUCAGUCGAACGGUCAUGUUCAUUCGAUCAGACUCCCUCAGACUCUUCUCAUGGCUGCGAACAUGGCGGGCGCCACUGAUACCGGCGGCUCAUUCCAACAGGAAGUAGAACAUGAUGCAAGUGUGUCUUUUAGGACGCCAAGGGAACAUCACUUUGAAAUUGAUACUGUUGCACAACAAAAUGUUCCGAACGGUGUUCAUGAACAGUUGGAUACUGUGAAAGUUACAAAUGACGAAAAUGGAAGCAAUGUGGAGAAAACGCCUCCUUUCUCAGGUGCGCUGCCAGAAUCAAUGCCAAGAACAUUCAGACGUAUUCAAAGUGCAGUGAAAGAAAAUAUCAGUCGCUCAGAUGACACUGACCAUUUAGAAUUUGCCAACGAAAUUAAUAUCAAAACAUCGUCGACGUCUCGACCUGUCACAAGGUUUGAAAAGUAUAGGACAGAGACAAACCUUAAACAGCUGGAGUCGAAAGUAGCGGAAUGGCUCCGAAAGGAUAACCCAAAAACUGUUCCAAAUGUUUCCAAAUUGAGGCGGCUUCAAGUCGAGCUUAGAUAUGAUCCAAAGGUAAGUAAGAUACAAAUGGACUGGCUUCAGAGCAUAAUGUUAUAUAUUCUUCAAAGGGAGACAAAAACUCGCGAAAAUAUGUAACAAAUCAUCGUGCCAAAAAUGUAACAGUAAUAAUCCAGUUAUCUUGAAAAUACGGCGUUGAAAAUGGAAGAAAAAAAAAUAGAUAAAAUGGCCAUAUUUCAGUAUAUUUUAGUUUAAAGACAACCAGAUUUCAACACCGAUCUCACUUUAAAGUUUAUUAUUCUUCUUCUAGAAACAUUUCAUUUUCAUAUUUAGGAUGGUCACCAGUUUAGAACCACUUUUAAGAGAUAUGUUUAGAUUGUGUACAGUGUAUUAGAAUGUUACACGAGCAUGCUUAUUAACAUUUGUGAUUACGCACGUG